AUGAAAACUAAAGGCAGUCAGAAACCAGAUACUAGACACCAGAUACCAGACACCAGAUACCAGAUACCAGAUACCAGAUACCAGACACCAGAUACCAGACAUCAGAUACCAGAAACCAGAUACCAGAUACGAGAUACCAGAUACCAGAUACCAGACACCAGACACCAGAUACCAGAUACCAGACACCAGAUACCAGAUAUCAGACAUCAGAUACCAGACACCAGAAACCAGAUACCAGAUACGAGAUACCAGAUACCAGAUACCAGACACCAGACACCAGAUACCAGAUACCAAACACCAGAUACGAGAUACCAGAUACCAGAUACAGCCACCAGAAACCAGAUACCAGAUAAAGAGAUAACAGAUACCAAAUACCAGAUACCAGACACCAGAUACCAGAUACCAGAUACCAGACACCAGACACCAGAUACCAGACAUCAGAUACCAGACACCAGAUACCAGAUACCAGAUACCAGAUGCCAGACACCGGAUACCAGAUACCAGACAUCAGAUACCAGACACCAGAUACCAGAUACCAGAUACCAGACACCGGAUACCGGAUACCAGACAUCAGAUACCAGACACCAGAAACCAGAUACCAGAUACCAGAUACGAGAUACCAGAUACCAGCCACCAGAAACCAGAUACCAGAUAAAGAGAUAA
Molecule: messenger RNA, 663 nt
Organism: Acanthoscelides obtectus
Lineage: Eukaryota; Metazoa; Arthropoda; Insecta; Coleoptera; Chrysomelidae
Source: the annotation of a GenBank genome assembly